AUGGCAAACGCGUUGAUGACUCACAGAAUCCGUGUCCCACCAGAAGAAGUCGGUACCGGAUUGGGUGACAAUGCGAUCCGUAUUUGGGUGUCGAGUGGUGGCCAACAGAUCUCUCUGAUUAAGACAUUGAGUGACAUUGAGAAUCAAUUGCGACGCCUAUUUGGGACCAAUUGCGGUGACACUUCGCAAGACAUGCACCGAAAGCGGUAUAACGUAUCGCACUCUUCGCUGUCCACGAGUUGCCUAUCGCUCGAGACGUCCAGUGGUUACAGCGGUUCCCAUCGCGACGUGUCCUACAACUCGACCAUCUCGUGGACCGACAACUACUCCGUCAACAGAGACCUAUCGAAACCGCUGUCUCUGUGGNCACUCAGUUUCCCCGCACACCAUGGGGUCUAUUACUACAUCGCUGUGGCUCUGGUCGACGAACACGACUACUCGGGACCCGUUUCCGACACCAUUAUCAUUGGCAAUAGUCUGGCCUCAAGUUCGGUGAUAAUCGAGAAGAAGAGUGCCAUAGGAGUGGUGAUAGGGAUCGGCGUUAUUGUGGUGGCGCUGACGGUAGCGUUGACUGUGUUUGUGAUGAGACACCGACGCCUUCAGCGAAGUUUCCUGUCGUUCGCCAGCAGUCACUACAACACCCGCUCGGGUUCCGCCACUUUCACCACUAAUGACGGCUUAGAAGAGGAGGACGAGUCGCCGGUGUUUCGCGGCUUUUCAGACGACGAGCCCCUCGUUUUGGCCUAAAAACCCAUUCAUCUCCUCAUACGUUGUGAUCGAUUCAUACAAUUCGUGAAAUACUUGUGUUUCGGAGUCUUUUGAACACAUUUCUAGACAAUUAUUACGAGAUUUUAUAAAUUUAUUAAAUUUAUUACUAUAUUAUGUUUUUUCAUAUUUAAUACGAAC
Messenger RNA from Oppiella nova, 906 nucleotides. Lineage: Eukaryota; Metazoa; Arthropoda; Arachnida; Sarcoptiformes; Oppiidae. The record is from the annotation of a GenBank genome assembly.